This is a messenger RNA of Dreissena polymorpha, 6041 nucleotides long. RefSeq names its product serine/arginine repetitive matrix protein 2-like. The record is from RefSeq and is a predicted model, not a curated record. Bases 267 to 1457 code for a protein of 396 amino acids. Lineage: Eukaryota; Metazoa; Mollusca; Bivalvia; Myida; Dreissenidae. The transcript has 3 exons.
ACCUCAACAACUAAACUGAGGACACAAAACGAAAAUUACCUAAUGUUGCAGGUGUGUACAGUAAUCAUCUGCAUUGGUUCCUCGCUUUUAUAUAAUUUUGCCCAUACAAACUGAGUAAACCCGGUAACCAGCCAGGUAGCGUUAUUUCUGUCAUAGGAAUGUAGACAAAUAUUGGCUUGUUAUAACCAGAUGACAGUCUACUCCAAUUUACAAAAUGGCGUCGUAAGAGAAGUUCAAAUAUUACAGCAAUCUAACGUACAACCUAUAUGUCAGACACGGGGGGCGGAAGUUCAGUUGGCCUUAUUGCCGGCGCCGGCAUUGGUGGCGUUGCAAUUGUGGUCGGCAUAAUCGCACUAGUCGUCUAUUGCUACAUGAAGGCGCGCAAAGAACAGGCCAAUACAAACAUGACGAAAUCUAUGGAUGUUUUUAGCACAGGUGCUUCGAACACCCAAUUUGAUUUGCCACAGCGGUCCCGGGUCAAUCAAUUUCCCGAUCCCGCUGCAGCGCGAAAAUCUCGACAAAAAGGGCGAGAGCAGGGUCGUGACCAAGGUCAUGUGAACACUGCGUACUCCAGGCAUUCUUCAGACACGUCGUCCAAUAGCAGUGACGUAGAAGGUCGUGACCUCUCUCCUCCGCGCGUACGCAAACCUCGUGGAGAUUCCUACGCAAGUGAUACAUCCAAUGACGAAUCUUCCAGCCUUGAAGAGGAAAUUCCAGGCGGAGAAGUGACUUUUCGAAUGGAAAAGGAAACAGAUAAACGGGCCCGAGGGUCUUAUAAAAAGGCGCGGCAAAAUAAUAUUUUAGAUCUGUCUGACACAGCUGAUGGCAGAAGAAACAAACGAAGGGAGCCGGAAUCUCAACAUACCUCAAGACGCGAUACGGUGGCACGAAAUCCUCGCAGUGAUUCUCCAUUGACUAUUGGAACUCUGAAAAAGCAUGAAGAAAUCACGGGUGGGGGAACGGACUCGCAUGACAACAGGAAAACAAAUGUUAACAACAGAGUGAAAAAACGCGACACUUCUCCUUCUACAAGAACUUAUGAGAGUUCUGAAACAGGUGUCACACAGGCGUCUUCACAGACGGCGGGAACAGAAUUUACUGCCACCACUGUGUCAUCUGGAACCCGAUUUCAGAAGAAUCCGAGUUUGCGGAGAAAUUCGCCAGCGCGUUCCAGUUCUCAACGGAGGUAUCGGAAAGAUCAUGAGACAGAUGAAAAAGGACGUAGAAAACCACGGCGCACACGCAGUGCUGAGCGAGAGAGAAGUGAGCGCCAGAGUCAAAGGUCAAGGUCACCUGGAAGUGGAAGUGAGAGAAGUGAGCGAAGUGGGAGCAGUUCUAGAAGCGGAAGCACUCGAAGUUCACGUCGGUCACGUUCAGAGCAGCAAAGGCAGCUUAAGGAGCAAGCAAUAUUGCCCAUUUUCCAAGAUGCUAAGAAAAAGAAAGGUUCUUUUGUGUGAUGACAUAUGUCAUUUAUCCCUUUAUAUAUUUUAACAUCAAUUAUCUUACCUUAAUGCCAUAAUUAAAAUCUUCAUAUUAGUUUGAUCUAAUGACCAUUGUUUCUGUUGACAUAUGUUUAAGUUUUAAUUUUUAGUUCAUUUAUAUGAGAUUUGCUUUUUUUCUCAUUAUCUUUUCAAGGUUUAUUUUUGGUCUUUAUGUAAAAUAUUACAAAAUAGCAUAAAAUGACCCUAUGCUAAAAAUGAAAAUUUAAAAGAAUUUGGGUAUUGAGAAAAUUGGCGUCGUACUUAUUUAAUAUAUAUUUUUUUAUUCUUCACUUUUUAUAUAUUUUUAAUCUUGCUGAACAAUUUGUUUUUCUUCUAUCUGUUUUACCUCUGCCUCUUAUAAAAGGAUGAAUGAAAACAUUUUUUUAUAUGUUAACUUAUUAUACCAGUAUACUUGGAAAGAAAAACACUAAAAUAAGCUGGGUAAUUCAACAUGUAGAAAGUUGAAUGUUGUGAUCUAACUGAAAUCUGAAACUCUUUCAACAGGACUGAUAAUCUGCAUUUGCUAUACAUAUUACCAAUGAUUGAUGAAACUGAUUAUAUGGUAAUCUAAGCUAUUACAAAUAUCCUGUGGAAGUCAAAGGAGACCACAUCAUUAAAUAAUAUUUAAAGAACUUAAUAAUAUAUGUUACUGGUUACAUUACACUAAAUCAUUUUGUAUCCCUCCGUGGUCCAUUCGAAAGUAGUGCCUAUUUCUAAAGAGUUCCUUUUCUCUUUGGUAUUAAAAGCGAUUUAGCGAUCUCACGAUUUAGCGAUUUUUGUGAUUGUUUCCUGCAUCCUGUGUGUGUCUUCAACAUUUUGUGCGCAUUUCAUUGGGGAUUACGUUGAAAGAUGACUGUUUAGGGUACGUUUAUUGAAGUACGGGGCUUUUGUCGAAAUUUCACUUUCAAAACUCUGUUAUAUGAGGGUGCUUGCCUUUGGGCGAAUUUUACUUUCUUAGAAGUUGCGAGACCAUAAAUUUUUGACCGCAUUUAAUGAAAGAGGACAGAUUUAUCUUUAAAAUGAUACCGGUCUUGCAAAAUUUGAUAUAUAGAAGAUACAAGAAAAAUGCUUUGAAAGUUGGCAGUUUUAUAAUGGGACCCUAUGGGAAAUGGAAUUAGUGUAAUAUAACCUACUGCACUUUUUUUUCGGACUUUUUAAGGACAAAACCCUGAAACAAAUAGGUGUUUGAAAAGUCGUUUAUGUCCACUUACCAAACCAAUCAUAAUUUGUGUGCUGUCCCUUUACCGUUCUUAUUUGGGUAUUUCAGCUUGAGUGAUCCAUGUUUGCCUCACUUAUAUUUGCUGAAUUAACUGGUAAAAAAUGUUCCUUAGGGAAAAUCAGAAAGAUUCCUGUAAUUUAAACAAUACGUUACAAGAGGGAAUUGUUACACAUGUUUGAUUAAAAGUUAUGCCAAAAUUGCUAUCCUAUUUGUGGGGAGAUGUCAGUGGAAACAUACACAAUUUGAUGUAUUCCAAGGGUUAAAGCCAAUCUGUUAAAUAAUUUUUAUAAUUAUAGACAAGUGAAAAUUACUAAAAGAACACAUAAUAAGUCACAUGAAAAUGAAAUUAUCCUAACAUAAAUUGUCAUUGUAUUAUUGUGCAAAACAACUGUUCCAAAUAUUUAAUUUAUUUAAUAAUUGUCUUAAGUAGUUAUUAGCACUAAAAGAAUGCAGUCAAUUAGUUUAUGAUAUCAUGUAUAUCAUAUUGCUAUAGCUACAUCUAUAGUAUGUAUAUAGACAUCAUGCCAUUUUUGUACUGCAAAAAUCUAUUUUUAUAACAAAAGUGUGCUAUUUAUAAAUUAUUAUGAACAUGUAUACACAUACAAAUAUAAUGUUUAUAAGCAUUUAAUAUUUUUAAUUACACUUUUUUUUCACUUAUAAUUUCAUCAUGUGAAUUGUUUCAUAGAGCUUUUAGACUGUGCAGGUUUGAUGUAAAUUCAACAUUAUCAUCUUUAAAUAGACAUGCAUGCUUAGAAUUUUACAAGAAAUUGUAUUCCAUUUAUAAUUGUUUUCACAUUUUGUACUCGCCAUCACAAAAUAGGUUAAACUCAACCUGUUAGAUAUUUUACUCUUUUUUUUAAAUUGAAACAUAAAAUAUUUUAAUUAAAAGACCUAAAUACAUAAGGCCUAAAAUAGUUUUUUCCUAAAUCUAAGAAAUAAAUUAUGUGUAAAACUGUCUGAAAAGAACCAUAAAUACAGUACUGCCAGUUGAGAUGAAAAUGCUACAUACAAAACUUAAUUUCGAACAAAUUACUGUAUGGAGCUACAUGAACUUAACUCAGUCAAUAUAAAGGCUAAAGUUUAAAAUGUGUCUUGUUAAUGUCUCGGCUGCAUUUUUUUAAAUUUCAAUAUACAAAUUCAAUGAUUCAUGAUUUAAAAGAUUUAUGUCAACCCCAUUUACUUACAGUAGAAAUUCUUAUACACAGAAAAGCAACAUUUCUGUUAGACAAUUAUAAAGUACUAAACUUUCUAUUUGUUGCAUUUAUGUUUUAACUUUGGCUGAGUGCAUAUGAGCAGUGUUAACUUUGGCUGAGUGCAUAUGAACAGUUUUAACUCUGGCUGAGUGCAUAUGAGCAGUGUUAACUUUGGCUGAGUGCAUAUGAGCAGUGUUAACUUUGGCUGAGUGCAUAUGAGCAGUGUUAACUUUGGCUGAGUGCAUAUGAGCAGUGUUAACUUAGGCUGAGUGCAUAUGAGCAGUUUUAACUUAGGCUGAGUGCAUAUGAGCAGUUUUAACUUUGGCUGAGUGCAUAUGAGCAGUGUUAACUUUGGCUGAGUGCAUAUGAGCAGUGUUAACUUAGGCUGAGUGCAUAUGAACAGUUUUAACUUUGGCUGAGUGCAUAUGAGCAGUUUUAACUUUGGCUGAGUGCAUAUGAGCAGUUUUAACUUAGGCUGAGUGCAUAUGAGCAGUUUUAACUUUGGCUAAGUGCAUAUGAACAGUGUUAACUUAGGCUGAGUGCAUAUGAGCAGUUUUAACUUUGGCUGAGUGCAUAUGAGCAGUUUUAACUUUGGCUGAGUGCAUAUGAACAGUUUUAACUUUGGCUGAGUGCAUAUGAGCAGUGUUAACUUUGGCUGAGUGCAUAUGAGCAGUGUUAACUUAGGCUGAGUGCAUAUGAACAGUUUUAACUUUGGCUGAGUACGUAUGAACAGUUUUAUUUUUGGCUGAGUGCAUUUGAACAGCAUUCUGGGAUAACUGGAUUUAAAGAAUUGCAUAAAUUUAGGUCCCAGAUGAACCUGUGCAGUCUGCACCGUCUAAUCAGGGACGACACUUUCCACUUGGAUGGAAUUUUUGUUUGAAGUAAGUCUCCUCUUAACAAAAAACAAGUCUAAGUUGAAAGUGUGCUUGGUCAUCCUGUGGAGACUGUACCGGCUGAUUUAAGACGAUACUUUACAAACGUGCAUUUAGACCCAUAUUUUGAGAACCAGACUCACAUCUGACAAAGGCUCGGCUUUAAACACUGUGUCCGAUGGAGUGAAACACUGUGUCUGUUGAAGUUAAACACUGUGUCUGGUGAAGUUUAACAUUCUUUAUUCUGUCAAACACUGUGUCUGAUGAAGUUGAACAUUCCUUAUUCUGUAAAACACUGUCUGAUGAAGUCUAACACUGUGUCUAAUGAAGUUUAACACUGUGUCUGAUGAAGUUAAACCCUGUGUCUGGUGAAGUUAAACCCUGUGUCUGGUGAAGUUUAACACUGUGUCUGGUGAAGUUUAACACUGUGUCUGGUGAAGUUUAACAUUCUUUAUUCUGUCAAACACUGUGUCUGAUGAAGUUUAACAUUCUUUAAUCUGUCUUACCAAAGAUUGUAAGGUAAAGUCACGGAAUUUUUUAAUUAAAUACUAGAGAAGACAUUAAUGCUCAAUAUGUUUCUUAUAUAAUUGAUGUGUGAAAGUUGAAGAUUGAUAUUCGACAAAAAGUUUCAACUACUUCCCAUCUUUUGUUAUAGCAUUAAUUUCAAUGAAUCCAUAUAGCAAAAAACACCAAGCGCUUGUUUCCAAAUCAUAAACAAAACUCAUGUUCCUUUUUGUAUAAAGUUUUAUAACGGCUGAACACGUGAUUUCAACAAGGGAUAAUUGCAUAAAUUGGAAAUAACUGAUUAUGAAUGCAAUAUCUGGAAGUGUCAGUUAUGUGAACAAGGAAACAAAUAAAAUAACUUCUAUAAAAUAAUCAUAGAUAUUGGUGCAUUGAGCAGUUACGUCUGUUUGUAAUUGUAAAUAUCGUUUGAUGUGCAAUUACACUGGCUCCAGGUGAACUUUGCCUACAACAUUGUAUUAAUACUGUAAAUGAUAAAACAGCAUUUUCUUUGUUUGAUGUUUUAUUAUAAAUACAUACAAGUGUUUAAAUUUUUAAAAAUGUUUUUAAUUUUAUAAAAUGGUGUUUGUAAUUUAAAAAAAUGGUGUUUUAAAAUUUACAUAAAGGUGUUUUAAACAUUUGUUCCCUCUUGAUUGAAUGGAGGGAAUUUUAUAUUUCUGUUGUAAAUAAAUAUACAUGUAUUUGUUAUAUGUAUCUGUCCACAUGUUAAGAAUUGAUAUUAAAUACUAAACUAUGCAAUAAACAUGAUCUGUGU